This is a messenger RNA of Pantherophis guttatus, 3129 nucleotides long. RefSeq lists its product as uncharacterized. Gene Ontology annotation, biological process: signal transduction. The record is from RefSeq and is a predicted model, not a curated record. Gene Ontology annotation, molecular function: GTPase activator activity. Lineage: Eukaryota; Metazoa; Chordata; Lepidosauria; Squamata; Colubridae.
ACGCGGUUGACUCUCAAUCCCAGUUGUAGGCCCUGGGAAUUUGAGUUGACUAAUUCGGUUGGCUUGGGCUUCCUUCCACCUCUUGUCUUUUGCUCUAACCUUGCCCUUGCUGGUUUUUCCAAACUUGCCCUGGAAAGCAAGUCUUGUGUCUUUCCGAGCUACGGAAAAGGAACGUUUUAAAGGCCAUCUAGGCUACCUUGUGCGAAAUGUCACGUCCCGCCUAGCGAGAACCAUGUCCGGUCCAGAGAACAAACCGAGCAAAGUUUCACAAGCCAUCAUCUCCUAUCUCUCCAGCAGUGGCAUUUGUGUCUGUCCUUCCAAGACCAGCCCCAGACAGAAGGCUCCAGGUGGGUGUUUUCCAACCUCGGGGCUGUUUGGCAUCCCGCUACCCUCGCUGCGUCCUUCGCAACAUGUCGAAGGUGUGCCAGAGUUUCUGGUGGAUGCCUGUGAGCAUCUCCGACCCCAUCUUCACAUGGAAGGCCUUUUCCGGAAAUGCGGUUCAAUGACUCGGAUCAAAGCUUUAAAGGCCCGUCUGGAAGCGGGCGAGCGGUGCCUGCACAUGGCUCUCCCGUGCGAUGUGGCCACUCUGGUGAAGCAGUUUUUGAGGAGCCUGCCUGAACCCCUGAUCCCCGCCGAGCUGCAAGGCUCCCUCUGCCAGGCGCAGCAACAAAGCCGAGAAGAUCGGGACUCGCUGACUCUGCUCCUCACCUGUCUGCUUCCCCCAAGGAACGCCACCAUCCUCCGCUACUUCCUAAGCUUCCUGCAGGAGGUUGCGGCCAGGUGCGGCCAGAACAAGAUGGACCUGGCCAACCUGGCCAUCAUCUUUGUGCCCAACCUCUUCUCCGGGGAGAUGUCCAGCCAGAUGGGCAUCAGUAAGGCGGAGGAGCGGCUGCAGAGUCAAGUGGCGGUCACUCGGGUGUUGAUCAGCCAUGCCUCGGAGAUUGGCACGAUUCCUGAGCCCCUCCGGGAAAAAAUUCACGCCGCUGUUUCAGACAUGGAAAGCAAACGGCGGUUUCGGCCAAGCCAGGAAGAGGCUGAAGUUGGCCACGCCACGAGGAGGAGGAGACGGCGGCGCAGCGUAAGCUAUAUGGUCACCGAAGCCCUGAGCAAAUUCAGGACCUGUCGAACUUUUUGCGUCAGUCCUGACCUGGAAAUGAAUCAGGAGUCUCAAGAUAGCACAGACCUGAAAAUAUCCUUCGGCUCCAAGCGGAAAGCUUCCGAGGAGGUGGUGACAAUUACCGAGCUUUCUAUCAAGAAAAGGAGAUCGGAUUUGGGAUUAACCAGUUCAGACCCCUUUGAGGAAAAUGGUGGGGAUUCUUUUGAUCAACCGGCUGACAUCACUUCAGUGCAAGGCGGCCCAGAACCUCCAACCGGGAAAAUUCAAUGGAAACAGAGCAGCAGCAGGAAACGCCCUCGGAGGAAGUCCACUACUCCUGCCUCCCUCACUGAGAGGAAGCAAAUAGGCCACAAAUCCUUGAGUAUCUUCUCUCGCAACAGCAAAGACCAGCAACCCCACUCCCUCUCUGCCAAAGGAGCAGACCCCAGUGGAUGGUUCCCGCUGAAGAAGAGGAGGCAAGAUGCAGGAGACCUCUCCAUGAUCCUGCCUCAGUGGGAAGGAUCCUGCCUGCAAUCCUACAAGGUCCAGGAAGAUCAAAGAGGGACUCCAAGCUGUUCAGUCGGUGAAAAGGCAAGUGCUCGCGUCUCCUUGAACCCGAGGGCUUUGGAGGAUGUGAAAUCCAGAAGGCCCGCAGAACCAAGGCCCUAUUUUGAGGUACUCAAUUCUCGGCAGAACGCAGGGACCCCCCUUGGAAAGAGAGGGCUGCUGGCGAAGAUGGAGGCCCUGGCUGAGACAAGUAGGCAAGGCAUCGCUCUCGCCAUGUGCCACAAAGCUCUCCGGCGAUCUCUGAGCUGGCCGGAAGAGCUCUCGUUGCGGGAUGCCAUGGAUGAAACCGAUUUCUCUCCAGAUGAAGCUGCCGCUAGCCCAGGAAGGCAGGAGGAUCUCGGGCCAGCUGAGCCGUCUCAGCCUGGCAUGAAAGAAGUCGUAUCAGGCAUGAAACAACUCAGCCUUCACAUGGUGCGCGCGGUGCCACCAGAGAGGCCCAGAGCUGGUUGUUCGGGAGACGAAUCUUGCCAUCUUUCUCCGAAGCUGUUUCCAUCUCGGUCGGAAGCGUUGGAGGCUGGUGGGGGUCUCGACAGUCAAAUCCCCCAAACUCCCGCAGGACAAUUCUCCCCCAACCCCCAACGGGCUCCACUCCGGUCCAACGAAGAGCCCCAAAUCAGCAUCCUCCUCGGUUCUCCCAAACCCAAAAGCAGGCGCCGUUUUGGACGGUCGGUGAGCCACGAGAGUGGCCUUCCCUUGCAGGGCGAGGCCUCCAAGGGAGGGAAAUCCAAGACGCCCCUGCAGCAGCUCAAGGCUUGCGGCCGGCAAAUCUUCAUCACCCACAAGCACAUCCGGAGUUCAUUGGCGGGGCUGUGGGGCCGAAAAGAGGGAUAUGGACCCACGGGGGACCCCCCAGACCAGCAGAGCAGCCUCCUGUUGGAAGAUCACCGGAUGCCCCAGAGCUGCCGUUCCCCGCAAAACCCCGCAAGGGAGUUGUAGAUGAUGAUUAAUUCACGAUGCUCCGAUUUGUCAACACCGUCCCCGACAUCCACGCCGGUAGGAGCCACUGAUGUCUGUUUGGGGCUUGAUUUGCCAUUAGUUGGAUCUAAAUUUGAGCGGGGGGGGGGCAGGCCAAGGAGGGCUUUGAUUCUGCUCCAAUCCUGCGGGUGGCUGAUGGCGUGCGUGAAUCCCACCUGUCAUUUUUCCUUCUUUAACAAGGUAAAAAGGUUGACACGGCUAACCUCCGUGAACCUCCUUUCCUGCCGUGUGUGGGCAGGUUCCCCCCCCUGGCAACUCUUGGUGCUUUUCUCUGCCUUCGUUAUUCAUUUUAUUAUGCCUCCCCCCACCCACCCAAAAAAAAUAAAGUUUUUGACUUGCAAGGCGGGAAAGGGCUCCCAAGGCAGCGCGUGAAAAACCUGGGGAGUUUUCUGUUUUGGGCUACGUCUGCUUUCCCCUUUGCAGUUCAUAGCUUCCCCUUUCUUUGUCUUAAAAGUAUGAAUCGCUGGAAGAGCAAUAAAAAUUCACGACGA